UCUAUCAUCGAUAGCUUCAUCAAAUGUACCUGCUGCUUCAUCUGUGAUUUUAUCUGCUUUGACCUUCUUACCUUCUUCACAUCUGUCAGUCACACAGUCCUCCUGUAGAAUACCAGUGACAUCACCACCUUUUGUACUUAAUUCGACGUUGGUCGUAAUGACGUCAUCAGUUACUCUCCUGUCGUCAUCGGUGAAACCCCAAACAGACUGUGGGAACGGUUGGCAUCGAUACAGAACUGGAUGUAUACGAUUUUUCACCCAAUCUAAGGAAAGAGUUAAGGCGAACUCUCACUGUAAGCUUUUCGAGACUUCUAAUGGUAAAAGAGGAUGCAUGAUUAAGAUCCCGUCUAUUGAAGACAAUGACAAAGUUGUUAGUCUUGCCCCUCAGAAUGGAAGAUACUACAUUGGUCUGACAGACCAGGAUCAGGAGGGUGUCUAUCGUUGGAAAGGAACCACAGAUGACGCUACUUAUUUCAACUGGCAGUUAGGCUAUCCUCAUGCGAUAAACAUUGAGGAAAAUAGAGACUGUACUGUCAUAUCAACCCAUCCCGAUAACAGCUAUGGGAAGUGGUCUACCGUGCCCUGCAGUAACAGCUGGUUCUAUAUAUGCGAGUGUGAAAGUGCGUGCUCUUAGCAGCAAGCAUCAUUCCAAUGGCCAUUUUAUGUUUCGUUCUAUAUUCUUUCCAAAUCACAUGCGUUGUAGGUGCGUUAGGGGAUUUAUCGACAUCGAAAAAGACGUUAACAGACUAAGCUCUUGUUAGAAUUUCUCUUUCUCUCCUACCUUUAAAUUUUCCUUUCUUCGUUUGUAUCUCUCCGCUUGAUUGAGCCGGUAAAUUAAGCUUUAAUGCUGUCAGUUACGCUGAUCGAAGUGUUGCAUUACGCCGUCAAACACAAGGGAAAAAAGGAAAACAAAAUGAAAUGGCAUAUUAUCCCCGUUAGAACGUAGUCAGAAUUAUGGCCACUGUUUUAGCGACAGCGUGUUGAUAAUGGUGGGUAUUCCAAUGCAAGGGGUUGGCUGUGUGCUAUGCCAUCAUAAACUAUCUCCAUUGGCCACACAAGUACGUUACUAUUUAAACAAUAGAGU
Stylophora pistillata is the source of this 1084-nucleotide messenger RNA. RefSeq lists its product as uncharacterized. Lineage: Eukaryota; Metazoa; Cnidaria; Anthozoa; Scleractinia; Pocilloporidae. The record is from RefSeq and is a predicted model, not a curated record.